Molecule: messenger RNA, 132 nt
Organism: Funneliformis mosseae
Lineage: Eukaryota; Fungi; Glomeromycota; Glomeromycetes; Glomerales; Glomeraceae
Source: the annotation of a GenBank genome assembly
AUGAAGAAAAUAAUUUGGAAGCCAGAAAUAAUUUCACUCUUCAACCUUAAAAUCCUUGGUAGAGAUUGGAAUCAGUCCAAAUUUCGUUCUCAUGUUGACAAUACAGGUAUGGAGCACUCUAUUUACCAUUAG